Messenger RNA from Xyrauchen texanus (razorback sucker), 3071 nucleotides. RefSeq lists its product as uncharacterized. Lineage: Eukaryota; Metazoa; Chordata; Actinopteri; Cypriniformes; Catostomidae. Gene Ontology annotation, molecular function: interleukin-17 receptor activity. The coding region runs from base 369 to 2480 and encodes 703 amino acids. The record is from RefSeq and is a predicted model, not a curated record. The transcript is spliced from 17 exons.
AAGUUGCUCAUGGACACUCAAAGUUCACUCACACAUUCUCUUUAAAUGAAUGUGUCAAUGGUAGCAAUGGAAUUAUUUAAAGCGUCAUAACAUAUUUUCUGCAGUGCUCUAUAAGCAAAUUUUUCUGAGCAAUAACUGGGACACUAUGCUGCGUAAUCUUGGCGCUCCUACGCUUCCUAGUCGAUAAAAUUCACGUUUUGACUGGAAGAUUUGGACUCCCUAUCCGAACCGAUCAGAACUAUCUUCCUCUAGAAGCCUCAUGGAGCUGGCAUAGAGAAGGAUUCAGUUUGUGUGGGUUUGUUUUGAACGAAUAUUGAGACGAGAUCUCACUAAUCGUCUGUCGGACAGGAGAGCGAAACUGUUGCGCAAUGGAGUUGCCAUGGUGUCGAGUUCAUUUGUUACUAUUGGCCAGCUCGUGUUUGUGUUCACUGGAUCGUGUUUCACACAACUCACAAAACAACAUCUUCUGUCCUAAGGGUUUUUUAAACUGCACAAUGAAUUAUGCAAACUCUCUCAGAGCACAUGAUGUGGACUAUGGCCCUGUGCGUGUGUGUUCUCUGGCGGUGAGACCUAAAUUGUGCUGUUACCGUAACAAUUGCAAACCAUGUUUGUGGAUCAACAUCCAGCUGAGUAUUAUCCCUGAUCUUGAGUGUGAGGAGUAUAGAGAGAUAGAGGGAUCAGGAGAUAACGAUGAAAACAGUGGGAACUGGGAUUCAGAAUGUGUUUCCACCCCAAAUUAUACAUCAGUAUAUCAAGAGAAGAAAUACCCUCCAUGUGAAGAUCAACUGGGUCAUCAAAAUAGUCCAGCUGCCAUUACAAUAUGCUACACAUCAGCAGAAAGACUUCCCUCAUGGUGCAAGAGAUUAGACUUCAUUGUGACUUCUGCUACAGGUUACAAACCACUCAAUCUGAUUCUGAUUGAGUAUAGAGAUGCUGAAUUCGGCAGAAAAAUGAAGAUCAGUGUUGGAUCUUUCUCUCAAUCAGCUGAAGUUGAAAUCCCUACCUUACGAACAGUGUGUUCCUCACCACAAAACAAGGAAAUGAAGGCGUGUAAAGGUCCCAGAGUUGGCACUAAGAUUGACACACAGAACGGUGUUGUUAGGCUGCAGUUAGCUAAUGAGGAAGGAGGAAAUUCCGAACCACUGCACCUGUGUAUGAAACGCGGAAGAGAAGGCAAAUGCUCAUCGAAUUUCCUCAUGAAUAACACCAUUCCAUUGAAGUCAGUCACAAACUGCACAUGUUUUCAGGCUUGGAAAGACGGAUCAACUCGUUCAGAAUUCUGCCCCUUUAAAGAACAUGCAGAAUUCAGAAAAAAUGCCCUGGACAACGUGUCAGUGUCUGUGGCCCACACCAAGACAUAUGAUGGUCUGCCGGUGCUGAGCUGGAUUUUAACAGCGCCAUGCAGACUCAAAGCUGAACUAUGGCCAUGCCAGGUGCAGGCAGAUGGAGAAUGCAAAGAGGUUGACGGAUUCAGAUUGCAGUGCUGUAAUAAGAAAGAUUGGGAAGAAAAUGUCACAGCUCUAUGGGCAUCCGGGACAUUUGUGAAUAUUAGUUCUCGGAAUCCCCAUCAACUAUGUUUGAUGCUUCAAGUUGAUGGAAAGAUUCUGCACUAUAACUGCCAACAUCCCUUGGAACGGCAGUACUGGAGCCUUCUCAUUAUUCUGCCGUUAAUCAUUGUUUGUCUGGCUAUUUUUGGAAGCCUUCUACUCAUGAACAAACUCAAAUCUACAGGGUCACUUAGCAAAUGGGACAGAAGUCAUCAUUCUAAAGAUACGAGAGGGCAGGUGUUGCUGCUGCAUUACUCUGCUGCUGAACCAUGGCAAACGCGUUUGGUGUGCAAGCUGGGCCAACUGCUUUCUGAGCUGGGUUUCCAUGUGUCUCUAGACCUUUGGAACCAGGCAGAGCUCAGUACUCUGGGCCCAAUGCCGUGGCUCCAUUCCAAGCUCGGUAACAUCCAGAAACAGGGAGGCAAAGCUCUUCUGCUGCUUUCUCCAUCAACACUACAGCGAGCCAAAUGUUACUGGAAUUUUUCAAGGGAAGGGAUGGAAGAAAGCCACAGCAACCGUACCAUAAACUUCUCAGAUAUACUGGGUGCUGCCCUGGACUGCAUUUUUGCUGAUUUCCAGAAGGGUGGCGCUGGAGAGCGGUUCGUUCUCGUGCAGUUAGACAGUCAUGAACAUCUGAUCAAUGAAGGGUAUAACAUGCCAAUGUUGCUCAGGGGUCUGCCGCUCUAUAAACUCCCUUCACAGAGUCAAGCACUACUUAAAGAGCUGUGUUUGGAAAGUCCGAACAGCGUGAGUGGAAAGUUGAAGAAGAUGUGGUGGAUAAAGUGGGCACGGAGGAAGCUGGCUCAAGGAAUAAAGAAUGAUUGUAAUGGGAAGAGGAAGAGGACUGAAUCAAUGCUCACUCAGAUGGAUUCAAUCAGCCUAGACACAGAAGACAUGGAGGAGAAGGUUUUUCUAAAAACUGAACAGUUAUAGAGCACUGACAUGGUACCAUGUUAAUACCAUUCUUUUUGGACAUUUACCAUAGUAGUUCUGCUAUCGUAAUGUUUUGAAGUACCUUGGAGUACCAUUUAAAUGCCAUGGUACAUAAAUAUAGUAAUAUCGUAAAGUACCAUAGUAUAUUACCUGACAUGAAAUUAUUUUAACAUGGCUCAAAUCAGAGUGGAGUGGUUGUUAAAUAUGAAGUCUACAUAUUUUACUUAAGGACAAAGGAAAAUGGGGGAAUUUAACAGCACAAUAUAGCUAUAGGAAAUAACAAUCACAAUUGCAAUAGAGUGCACCCUUGAAAAAGUGUUUGACAAAGUCAGCCCUGAAGAGUUUUUAUCAAUAUGGAUCGUAAAACCUCAUAUGUAGAUUUUCUGUUGUUAUACCUAUUUUAACCUUGAUUUUGCCAUGCAAAUAGCCAUAGAAGUUGACAUGGCAUUAAAUUAAGAAAACAAAUAACUAUAGUGCAUGUUCAAUGGAACAUUCAUAAGUGUAAAUACGUGUAAAUAGUAAAAUAUUUGGGAAUUUGUACAAUUCAAUUAAAAUUAUCUGCUUGUACUCAAAUAUACAGUUUAUUGACAA